This is a messenger RNA of Hyaena hyaena (striped hyena), 5611 nucleotides long. RefSeq names its product astrotactin 1 (gene ASTN1). NCBI's taxonomy places the organism in Eukaryota, Metazoa, Chordata, Mammalia, Carnivora, Hyaenidae. The record is from RefSeq and is a predicted model, not a curated record. Gene Ontology annotation, biological process: neuron migration; neuron cell-cell adhesion. The transcript is spliced from 23 exons. Gene Ontology annotation, molecular function: protein binding.
AUGGUACUUGAUGAGAAGAUCUCAGGAAACACAGAGGACAUUCCUCUGGUACGCUGGAGGCAGCAGUGGCUGGAGAAUGGCACUUUGCUUUUCCACAUCCAUCACCAAGAUGGCGCUCCCAGCCUCCCUGGACAAGACCCAACUGAAGAACCCCAGCAUGAGUCAGCAGAAGAGGAAUUGAGGAUCCUGCACAUCUCAGUCAUGGGUGGCAUGAUCGCUCUGCUGCUGUCCAUUCUGUGCCUGGUGAUGAUCCUGUACACUCGCCGGCGCUGGUGCAAGCGCCGCCGGGUACCCCAGCCCCAGAAGAGCGCCAGCGCUGAGGCAGCCAAUGAGAUCCACUACAUCCCCUCUGUGCUGAUUGGCGGGCAUGGGCGGGAGAGUCUUCGCAAUGCCCGUGUGCAGGGCCACAACUCCAGCGGCACCCUCAGCAUCCGAGAGACCCCCAUCCUGGAUGGCUAUGAGUACGACAUCACAGACUUGCGCCACCACCUGCAGAGGGAGUGCAUGAACGGAGGGGAGGACUUUGCAAGCCAGGUCACCCGCACCCUGGACUCCCUGCAGGGCUGCAACGAGAAGGCAGGGAUGGACCUCACACCAGGAAGCGACAACGCCAAACUGUCGCUGAUGAAUAAGUACAAAGAUAACAUCAUCGCCACCAGCCCUGUGGAUUCGAACCACCAGCAAGCCACCCUGCUCUCACACACCUCCAGCAGCCAGAGAAAGAGGAUCAACAACAAGGCAAGAGCUGGUUCCGCCUUCCUGAACCCUGAAGGAGACUCUGGCACAGAGACGGAAAACGACCCCCAGCUGACCUUCUAUACUGACCCCUCGAGGAGCCGGAGGCGUAGCCGAGUGGGCUCCCCCCGAAGUCCUGUGAAUAAGACCACCUUGACACUGAUCAGCGUCACCAGCUGCGUGAUCGGUCUCGUGUGCUCCUCCCACGUCAGCUGCCCCCUCGUUGUCAAAAUCACCCUGCACGUCCCCGAGCACCUGAUCGCCGAUGGGAGCCGCUUCAUCUUGCUGGAGGGGAGCCAGCUGGAUGCCAGUGACUGGCUGAACCCAGCCCAAGUGGUUCUCUUCUCUCAGCAGAACUCCAGUGGGCCCUGGGCCAUGGACCUCUGUGCCCGGCGGCUCCUGGACCCCUGCGAACACCAGUGCGACCCUGAAACUGGUAGGCGGGAGCACCGGGCAGCGGGGGAAUGCCUUUGCUAUGAAGGUUACAUGAAGGAUCCAGUACACAAGCAUCUUUGCAUUCGGAAUGAAUGGGGCACAAACCAGGGGCCUUGGCCUUACACAAUAUUUCAGCGGGGCUUUGACCUGGUUUUGGGAGAACAGCCUUCUGAUAAAAUAUUCAGAUUCACCUACACCCUUGGGGAGGGCAUGUGGUUGCCCCUCAGCAAGAGUUUUGUGAUCCCACCAGCUGAACUGGCCAUCAACCCUUCAGCAAAGUGCAAGACGGACAUGACAGUGAUGGAGGACGCCGUGGAGGUCAGAGAGGAGUUGAUGACCUCAUCCUCCUUUGACAGCCUGGAGGUUCUCUUAGAUUCCUUUGGGCCAGUGCGCGACUGCAGCAAGGACAAUGGGGGCUGCAGUAAGAACUUCCGGUGCAUCUCAGACCGCAAGCUGGACUCCACUGGUUGCAUGUGCCCGUCCGGCCUGAGUCCCAUGAAGGACAGCUCUGGCUGCUACGACCGCCACAUUGGGGUGGACUGCUCAGAUGGCUUCAAUGGCGGCUGUGAGCAGCUGUGUCUCCAGCAGAUGGCGCCCUUCCCGGAUGAGCCCACUUUGUACAACAUCCUCAUGUUCUGUGGGUGCAUCGAGGAUUACAAGCUUGGUGUGGAUGGACGCUCUUGCCAGCUCAUCGCAGAGACCUGCCCAGAGGGCGGUGACUGUGGGGAAAGCAGGGAGCUUCCCAUGAACCAGACCCUCUUUGGGGAAAUGUUCUUUGGUUACAACAACCAUUCCAAGGAGGUCGCUGCUGGGCAAGUGCUGAAAGGAACAUUCAGGCAAAACAAUUUUGCUCGGGGUUUAGACCAGCAACUGCCAGAUGGUCUUGUGGUGGCCACUGUUCCCCUGGAGAAUCAGUGUCUGGAGGAAAUCUCAGAGCCCACCCCUGACCCUGACUUCCUGACAGGGAUGGUGAACUUCAGUGAGGUGUCUGGAUACCCCGUGCUGCAGCACUGGAAGGUCCGGUCUGUGAUGUACCACAUCAAACUCAACCAAGUGGCCGUCUCUCAGGCCCUCAGCAACGCUCUCCAUUCCCUGGAUGGGGCUACAUCUCGUGGGGAUUUUGUGGCCUUACUGGACCAGUUUGGCAACCACUACAUCCAGGAAGCUAUCUACGGCUUUGAGGAGUCCUGUUCCAUCUGGUACCCAAACAAGCAGGUCCAGCGACGACUCUGGCUGGAAUAUGAAGACAUCAGCAAAGGCAACUCUCCAUCCGACGAGUCAGAGGAACGGGAAAGAGACCCUAAGGUGCUGACAUUCCCAGAAUACAUCGCCAGCCUGUCAGAGUCUGGCACCAAGCGCAUGGCAGCUGGGGUCCGCAUGGAGUGCCAGAGCAAGGGACGGUGCCCCUCAUCCUGCCCCCUUUGUCAUGUGACAUCCAGCCCUGACACUCCUGCUGAGCCAGUUCUGCUGUAGGUGACCAGAGCAGCCCCCAUCUAUGAACUGGUGACCAACAACCAGACCCAGAAGCUCUUGCAGGAGGCCACCAUGAGCUCUCUGUGGUGCUCAGGGACUGGAGACGUCAUCGAGGACUGGUGCCGAUGCGACUCCACCGCUUUUGGAGCUGAUGGACUCCCCACCUGUGCACCUCUCCCUCAGCCUGUGCUGAGACUCUCCACCGUUCACGAGCCCAGCAGCACUCUUGUGGUCCUGGAGUGGGAACACUCGGAGCCUCCGAUCGGGGUGCAGAUUGUAGAUUACCUUAUUCGUCAAGAAAAAGUCACUGACAGGAUGGACCACUCCAAAGUGGAGACAGAAACGGUGCUGAGCUUUGUGGAUGACAUCGUCUCCGGAGCCAAGGCCCCCUGUGCCAUGCCUUCUCAGGUGCCAGACAGGCAGCUCACCACCAUCUCUCUGAUCAUUCGAUGCCUGGACCCUGACACCAUCUACAUGUUCACCCUGUGGGGCGUGGAUAACACCGGACGGCGCUCCAGGCCCAGUGAUGUGAUUGUGAAGACGCCUUGCCCCGUGGUGGAUGAUGUCAAAGCCCAAGAAAUAGCAGACAAGAUCUACAAUCUCUUCAAUGGCUAUACCAGUGGGAAGGAGCAGCAAACGGCCUAUAACACCCUCCUGGAUCUGGGUUCUCCUACCCUACACCGCGUCCUCUACCACUACAACCAGCACUAUGAGAGUUUUGGAGAAUUCACCUGGCGGUGUGAGGAUGAAUUGGGCCCCAGGAAAGCUGGCCUCAUCCUUUCUCAGCUGGGGGACCUCAGCAGUUGGUGCAAUGGCCUCCUUCAAGAACCCAAGAUAAGCUUGCGACGCGGCUCCCUUAAGUACCUGGCCUGCCGCUACAGCGAGAUCAAGCCCUACGGACUUGACUGGUCAGAGCUCAACCGGGACCUCAGGAAGACGUGUGAGGAACAGACCCUGAGCGUCCCUUACAACGACUAUGGGGACAGCAAAGACAUCUAGCACCAUGAUGCCAGACGGUGUGGCUGCCAAAAGGAAGCAGGAGAGAGGAGAGGAACAUCUGGGUUGGUUUGUGGAUUUUUAAUAUUUUUUAAUGGAACAUUAAAACCUCUAAACCAGGGAGAGGCAAUAUCUAAACCAGGGAGAAACUGAUCCUUGCUCCCGGUAGAACUUCUUUGGUUAUGACCUUCUCCAUCUGCAUGGUCGGUAGAGCCGCCAGUCGGCAGCUUCGAGCAGUGCCAUUUCUCCGCAGGGGGUUACUUUGGGGCUUGUUUCACAGUUGAUUUGUUUCAUUUACUUUUUGUUUUCCAAGAGGUUCAUCAAAAUGCUCAAGAGUUCUGCUGUGCUUCCCAUGAAAGGUCUAUCAGGUCGAGGCACCCUGUGCUUGCUGAGUCCCUGAGUCCGUUAGCUGGGGACAGAGAGGAGGUCAGAGAGUUGCUAGACUGCCCUUAGGCCCCAGCCCCACACUUUCCUCAGGAAGCAUCUCACUCUGGGAGCCUAAGCUCUGCUCACAAACACAACAGGAAAAUUGGGAGGGCAGCCUCUGUGCGGGGCUCAUGGUUUUCCCCUACACCUUCCCGUUGCUUGUUUCACACCUCCCUGGUGAGCUGAGUCUCCAACACGGGACCCCGCAAGCCUUUGGGAUUUUUUAGGUCCUCACCCGUUUUAAGACAGGAUUGGAAGGAAAUCUCCCUCUCGUGGAUCUUUGCCUCUUCUCCAAACAAUAUGAUCUUUAAGAGGCUACAAAAUGCUACCUGUCAAAACAGUCUACCUGGGAGACUUAUUAGCAGUCAUAUUCUAGAACAGAAGUAGAGUUGAUUAUUCUAAAAAAAAACCUGCUGUGUCUUCAGGACAAACUUAUCCAGACUACCAAUGUACGUCACACACCUGGAUUCCCUUUAGUGUCCGAGUCACUUAACCCUGGACAGAGAAGGCAUGGCCAACACCUGCUCUGGUCCACGAAGGCCUGAUACCUCCAUGUCAGUGUUUCCGCAAACUAAAGCUCUUACUAAUCCCCUCAAAAAACUAAUGUCCAUUUCUCCCUUGCUAAAUUUGCUUAAUUAUGUUGCUAGCUUUAGAGAUCCUUUCUCUGGAUGGCCAUGCACAGGACAGUACCACGGUUUUCACCUCCCAUCUAGCUGCCAGGAGUAGCCGAGGUUCUGUGUAGGCAAGUAGGGGCCGGGCCCUUGGCUCUGCCCCCUGACCCUAGUGUUAUUGCCACAGAUAUAAGUAGUGGCCCAGCUAACAGGAAGCCCAGCCUCUCAGCAAGAGCUUUGAGGGCCAUGUGGCCUAGCAAUGGCCUUAGCUGUCCCCACACACCUCAGAGGCCUCAACACACACUUCCAGUCACCCUGCCUUUGACCAAGGCUCCUCAUUUGGAAACACAAGAGAAAGGUCAGGAAAGAGAUGUAGGACCUAUAUUGAACUCUACUGACUUUUUUCUAAAUAGUAAUGACAGUUCCCAUUCAUGGAGUGCUUCCCGUGGGCCAGAGGCUGUUCUGAGCACUUAACACAUCAUCGAAUCUUCAGGACAACUUCCCGCCCCCACCACCAAGGAGGUGCUCUUCUCGCCCCAUUUCAGUGAUGAGGAACCCCAGGCACAGAGAGGUUAGGCGGCUUGCCCUGAAUGCCUCCUUUCCCACUGCCCAAACCCGAUAGGAAUUCAGGCUGGUGGACCCUGGCGUCCUUGGAUGCCUUUAGCCCAGGGCCAGUCUGCCUGUGGCAUGCAGCUGUCCCCUCUCCAAGCUCCACAGGGACCUGCACAAAGCACUUUCACCCUUCCAUGCCUGCGUGGGACAGAUGUGCCCACGGUGCACCUGAACUCGGCCGCUGGAGCACCCUUAGGGAUCACAAGGUCUGUGGCAUGAGCUUUCCCCUGGGGCCUGGUGGCGGGGCCUGGGGUGAGGCUGCAGCCUCUGGUGGCCUCACGCCCUGCCCAGUGUCUUCCCAUAAAUGGACUGAAAGAUUUGUC